Messenger RNA from Lodderomyces orthopsilosis Co 90-125, 2049 nucleotides. Its product is annotated as proline--tRNA ligase. Gene Ontology annotation, biological process: prolyl-tRNA aminoacylation. NCBI's taxonomy places the organism in Eukaryota, Fungi, Ascomycota, Pichiomycetes, Serinales, Debaryomycetaceae. The transcript has a single exon. Gene Ontology annotation, molecular function: ATP binding; aminoacyl-tRNA deacylase activity; proline-tRNA ligase activity. The record is from RefSeq and is a predicted model, not a curated record. Gene Ontology annotation, cellular component: cytoplasm; aminoacyl-tRNA synthetase multienzyme complex. The coding region runs from base 1 to 2049 and encodes 682 amino acids.
AUGGCAUUAGCUCAGUCUUUAGCUUCAUUAUCAUUAGCUGUAUCAGGUGAAACUGCCAACGUAUUACCAACCAAGACUUUGGUAUUCAAACCAAAGACCGCUAAAACAGCUACACCUGUUCCUGUAUUAGUUUUUGCACUUCAGUCUACUGUCACACCUACUCCAACCAUUGCCAAGUCUGCCAAUGUCAAGGAACCAAGAUUAGCAAAAGACGAUUUGGUGCAAGAAUUUUUCAAGACCUCUGCUAAAGAAGUGUCAAUCGCCAACUUGUCGCAAGACUUGGCGGGAAAGAUAAAAAUCGUACUUGAUGAUAACAUUCUCAAAGCAGCAGAAAAAGAUGAAACCUUGAAGUUGGCAACUGAAACCGAAGCUGCUUGCUUGCAUGCAAGAGCAGUCUUGGAAUUCUUAAAGUCUACAGGAAUUGAAAUUGUUGAAACUGAUUUUGUUGCUGAACCAGUUGCUACCGUUCCAUCAAAAGAUAAGAAACCAGCGCCUGCAAAGAAAGAUGACGCAAAGAUUGAAGAUGCCAAAUUGAUUGGUAUCACUAUCGACAAGGAAAAGGAUUUCUCCAACUGGUACACACAAGUUGUAGUAAAGAGUGAAAUGUUGGACUACUAUGAUGUUUCGGGCUGUUAUAUCCUUAGACCAAACUCAUACGCUGUCUGGGAAACCAUCCAAGACUGGUUUAAUCAAAAAAUUAGAUCUUUGGGUGUGCAAAAUGCAUAUUUCCCAAUGUUUGUCUCCCAAAGGGUUUUGGAAAAGGAAAAGGAUCAUAUUGAGGGAUUUGCUCCUGAAGUUGCAUGGGUAACCAAAGCUGGAAACUCAGAAUUGGAUGAGCACAUUGCUAUCAGACCGACUUCUGAGACUGUUAUGUACCCAUACUAUGCCAAAUGGAUCAGAUCGCAUCGUGAUUUGCCAUUGAAAUUAAAUCAAUGGAACUCUGUUGUUCGUUGGGAAUUUAAGCACCCUCAACCAUUUUUAAGAACCAGAGAAUUCUUAUGGCAAGAAGGUCACACCGCCCACUUGACAAAAGAAUCAGCCGCUGAAGAAGUUUUGCAAAUUUUGGACUACUAUGCUGCUAUUUACGAGGAGUUGUUGGCUGUUCCUGUUGUUAAAGGUAGAAAAACUGAAAAUGAAAAAUUUGCAGGUGGUGAUUAUACAACCACAGUAGAGGGUUUCAUUGCUGCAACCGGUAGAGGUAUACAAGGUGGUACCUCACAUCAUUUAGGACAAAACUUUUCUAAAAUGUUCAAUAUCUCGGUCGAAAAUCCAGAUGGUGCUGAUAAGGAACGUUUGUUUGCUUAUCAAAACUCAUGGGGUUUGUCCACCAGAGUUAUCGGUGUUAUGGUCAUGACACAUUCAGAUAACAAAGGUUUGGUUUUGCCGCCUAGAGUAGCACAGACACAAGCUGUGGUUAUCCCUGUUGGAAUCACGGCUAAAACCAGUGAAGAGCAAAGGAAGCAAAUUAAUGAUGGUGCUGAGAAAAUUGAACAAAGAUUAAAGAAAGCUGGUAUCAAAGCUACUGGUGAUUACAGGGACUCUUACAAUCCAGGUUGGAAGUUUGCCGAUUGGGAAUUGAAAGGUGUUCCUCUUCGAUUAGAAUUCGGGCCAAAAGAUUUGGACUCAAAGCAGGUCACUGUUGUUAGAAGAAACGAUGGUCAAAAAUACACUGUCAAGUUGGACGAAUUGGAAAAACAAAUCCCGGAAUUGUUGGACGACAUGCAUGAGGCAUUGUUAGCUAAAGCUAGAAAAGAUUUUGAUGAACAUAGAGUAUUGGUUGAAAACUGGAAGGACUUUGUCCCAACUUUGAACAAGAAGAAUGUUAUUUUAGCGCCAUGGUGUGGUGAUGCCGAUUGUGAAGAUGAUAUCAAAGACUCAUCAGCUAAAAACGAUGAUGGUGAAGAUGGCGAUGUAGACGAGAAGGCUCCGUCAAUGGGUGCCAAAUCGUUGUGUAUCCCAUUUGAACAACCAAAUUUGAAGUCUGACCAAAAAUGUGUCAAGUGUGAUAGAAAGGCUAUUACGUACUGUAUGUUUGGUAGAUCUUAUUAG